GACAUAAACAUAACCCUAGUUGUGGUGUGUGUUGUGUGCUUGCUUUUGAUAAUUUAAAUUUGGUCGAUCUCGAUUUCCAGCUUCCACACCUCCAAUUUCCUGGUGGAUUAGAUUGAUUUUAUAGCUCCUACUUCAUAUUAUGGCCCAUUGUUCUCUUCUGCUGAAAUGCAGGAAUGAGGACUUAUUGAGGUGCUCCUUUAUAUGUCAUAGAUUUUUUUCAACCCAGAGGGUUUUAAAUAAAAAGAAAGGAAACGAUAGCGUGCCAGUGUUUGAUUAUGGUGCACCAUCUGAAAAAACCAGAAGGGUUUAUGCCUGGGGAGUUGCGGAGACUGGAGCUCUUGGAAAUUAUACCUCUAAGUUAAAACAGAAGAUGAAAAAACUUGCAGAAUUUUACCACCAUCCAAUACGUUUGAAUUUUAGUUUACUGUAUCAGGUUUAUGACAUUACUUGCGGGUAUGGCUUUACAGCAUUUACGGUUGAACCAAACCUGCUUAAAGGUCCCCACAAAGUUUUCGGUUGUGGUGUUAAUACAGAUUCUCAAAUUGGUUACCAUGCUCCCCGGAAAGGCCACCCAUUGGCAAUGCUCAUGAAUCCUGGUCCAAUUGAAAUUCCUUUCAAAAACUUCAAAACCAAAGUCAUCGGGCUUGCAGCUGGACGUGCCCAUUUACUUGUACUAACUGACGAAGAGGGAGUCUUUACACUAGGGAACAAUGCAUAUGGACAAUGUGGGCGUCCUGUUAUUGCAGAUGAAAACUAUGUGGGUAGCAGAAAUAUUCAUUGUAUCCCGGAUGUGUCUGGAUCUCGAAUAAGAUCAGUAGCUUGUGGUCAAGAUCAUAGCAUGUUCAUUACUCAAAAUGGUGAUGUUUAUGCGUGUGGUUGGAAUGCUGAUGGGCAAACAGCUCAAAACAACUUUGAAUCACAUUUUGAACUCCGGAGAGUAACUGGUGAUAUUGAAGGAGAAGACAUUGUCAAAGUGUCAUCUGCUGGAGAUUGUGUGUUAGCAUUGAACAGAAAGGGUGAGGUGUUUGGAUGGGGUAACUCUGAGUAUGGUCAGCUAGAAAGGCACACUCUUCAGCUGUCCACCUCCAAACACCUCAAAUCCACUACACACCUUGGCAAAAUAGUUGAUGUAGCUGCAGGGGGAUCAUUUUGUAUGGUUCUGAAUGAGCACGGACAAGUAUUUGUGUGGGGGUAUGGUAUUCUAGGAAAGGGCCCAAAGGCUCAAAAAUCUGAUGAGCCAACUGAAAUACCAUCAGUGUUGUUUGGUAAAAAUAAAUUCCAGCCAGAUGUGAAAGUGACUAGUAUUGCUUGUGGUGUUCAUCAUUUAGCAGCUCUCACAAACUCUGGAGACUUGUACACAUGGGGACACAAUCGUGGUGGUUGUUUGGGUCAGGGACAUGAAAAGGAUCAGUUCUUUCCCCUGAAGGUUGCCAUAGGAGCUGUGACCUUAAAAGUGUGCUGUGGAGUAGAUCACAUGGUUGCUUUAUGUAAACCAUUCUGAUCUGAUGCAAGGAGACUAGAAUAAAGUUCAUUAUGUAUA
This is a messenger RNA of Frankliniella occidentalis (western flower thrips), 1540 nucleotides long. RefSeq names its product RCC1-like G exchanging factor-like protein. Bases 140 to 1501 code for a protein of 453 amino acids. The transcript is spliced from 9 exons. The record is from RefSeq and is a predicted model, not a curated record. NCBI's taxonomy places the organism in Eukaryota, Metazoa, Arthropoda, Insecta, Thysanoptera, Thripidae.